Pediculus humanus corporis (human body louse) is the source of this 1437-nucleotide messenger RNA. Its product is annotated as G2/mitotic-specific cyclin-B1, putative. Gene Ontology annotation, cellular component: cyclin-dependent protein kinase holoenzyme complex; cytoplasm; nucleus. NCBI's taxonomy places the organism in Eukaryota, Metazoa, Arthropoda, Insecta, Psocodea, Pediculidae. The transcript is spliced from 7 exons. Gene Ontology annotation, biological process: regulation of cyclin-dependent protein serine/threonine kinase activity; mitotic cell cycle phase transition. Gene Ontology annotation, molecular function: cyclin-dependent protein serine/threonine kinase regulator activity. Bases 1 to 1437 code for a protein of 478 amino acids. The record is from RefSeq and is a predicted model, not a curated record.
AUGGCAUACAAGAUGUACCUUGCAUGGGGUUGGCAGAAACAUGAAAGAGACAGUAGCAGGUCUACGACAAAUAUCAUGUGCAUUAAUAAUGAAAAUAAACUGCCUACAAAGUUUCCAGUUUUAAAAUCGAAAGGAAGAGUAUUAGCUAAUGCAAUUAAUAAAGAUUUAAACAAAACAGGUAUCAUCGGUAAAGCUGCAUUCGAGAGACAAAGGGAAAAUGCAUCUAAACUAGCAUCUGGUCGUUCUGUUGUGGACGUUUCGAAUAAAGAAAAUGACGUUCUUAGAAAUAAAUCGAUUAAACCUCAAGUACAAUCAAAAAUAAUACCAAAUGGAAAAACGAGUAAGCUAAAACCUGUUUUAGAGGAAAAAAAAAAUAGAAUCGUCAAAGCUGAAAGUGUGAUUUCGUUGUAUGGAAAAGAUGAGGUUAAAAAAGUAGAAAAAAAAUUAGAAGUUGAACAGAUAAAAGUACAAAAAGAAAAAACGGAAAAUCCCGUGGAAAUUUCCAAAAUAAAAUUGGAAAAGCCGUUGGCAGUGAAAGAACCCAAGGGAGAAGUGGUGGUACAAAUUGUUCAACCGGUUAACAAACUUAGCGAUAAGUUAGAAGAUUAUGAUAAUAAUGAAUUUUUAUUAGACAUUUAUGCCGAAGACAUACAUAAAUUUUUAAAAUCUCUGGAAAGUAAACAUUUUAUAAGGGAACGGUAUUUGACGUCUUCGCACAUCAUGACGCACACAAUGAGAUCACUUCUUGUCGACUGGUUAUUCGAAGUCCAACAAACAUUUAAAUUGUUAAACGAAACAAUUCACCUUUCCAUUUCGCUUUUGGAUUUGUUCAUGCAAGAUCAUCCGAGCAUACCCAAAGAUAAACUUCAAUUGGUUGGAGUUAGUUGUAUUUUUCUCGCGUCUAAAUACGAAGAAAUGUAUCCACCCGAUGUACUUGAUUUCGUUGACAUUUCCGCUAGCACGUAUACGAAACAGGAAAUUUUCCACAUGGAACAAGUUAUAUUUUCUUCAUUGAAUUUUCAAAUGGGUCGCCCUUCUCCGGCUCAAUUUCUCAGGAGAUACAGUAGAGUUGGAAACGUCGACAUAAUAACAUAUUCUUUAGCUAAAUAUUUCAUCGAUUUGUCACUUGUCAGUUAUAAUUUGUGUCACGUUUCACCCUCGCUAAUUGCUGCCAGUGCCUUGUAUUUGUCGCUGCGGUUGAGAACGGAAGACUCGGAAACGGAAUUGUGGACUAAAACAUUGAGGCAUUGUUCCGAAUACACGGUAGAAACAUUAAAUCCCAUCGUUAGAUUAUUAGCGAUCGAAGUUUGGAACGUACCUCGAUCGAAAUAUCAGAACGUUAGAAAUAAAUAUUUAGAGCCUAAAAAAGCUCACUGCGUGAGUACUCUAAAGGAACUUAAAUCUGAAAAAUUGUAUAAGCUCACUCAAUCCGUGUAA